AUGGAAAUGCUCUCCGCCACUUUAAUCAGCGUGAUCGCCUUCACCACCCUCGCCUCGGCCGACGCGAUCCCACGAAAAGUCUCAAACACCACCAUCCCCACCUCCGAUACUUUCACCUAUCCCCCUACCUGCACGCUAUCCACCUCCUACCCUUCGCUGCCCUACAGCAUGUACCAUCUCUCCUUCGUCACCCCAAACCUCACCCGCGCCCUCCACUUCUACACCCACGCCCUCGGCCUCACGCACAUCUUCACUUACAAACCCAUCCCGCGCUACUACAUCGCAUAUCUAGGGCAAAAAACGUAG
Messenger RNA from Paraphaeosphaeria sporulosa, 306 nucleotides. RefSeq lists its product as uncharacterized. Bases 1 to 306 code for a protein of 101 amino acids. The record is from RefSeq and is a predicted model, not a curated record. NCBI's taxonomy places the organism in Eukaryota, Fungi, Ascomycota, Dothideomycetes, Pleosporales, Didymosphaeriaceae. The transcript has a single exon.